ACAACUUCCAAGUACUAACGAUUUUUCAUCGUUGGGUAGUUGGAUUGUUAUCCACCAGUAGCUAGUCUACCACUUCUCUCGAGGGUUGGAAAAACGUGUAGUGUUGCUCCUACAUCGUGAGCAGAGGGCUUUCGCCUGCCCCUGGGGAUCUAAGGUACCUCAAUUGCCCAGACGGGUUAAUUAAAGGGCUAUUGACAGUGAGAAAAAAAUAUAUAAAGGAGAAUGGAUUAUCGGAGGGGGCAAUAUGGUAGCCAGGAGAGCUUUGACUUCCGAGACGAUGAGGAUCGCCGAAGGCAGCUGGGGCGUUCAGCUCAUCGAGACGAUGAUUAUGAAUUCAGUAAUGGAAGGGAUUAUGAUCCACCGAGAAGGGAUCGUUCCUCUAGUCAAAAUCACGAUAGCAAUAUGGUUUACAGAGGGCAAAAACCUAAAUCAAGAAUUGAGGAGUCCAGGGCAACUGGAAAACCAGGACCUGGAACUUUGAAGACCAUGGACAGUAUUCAGGAUCCUGGCAAACGUUAUGUUUUAAAGGAUAUCAUAGGGACUGGGGUUUGUGGUACCAUUUACUCAGCGGUGGACACUCAAGCUGGUAACAAGAAAGUUGCAGUGAAAAUUCAAGAUCUGACCCCCGACACACAACAACUAAUAGUCGAAGAAUACCGUGUACUUCGUGAUUUCUGUGGCCACUCAAAUCUCCCUGAUUUCUACGGUAUUUACCGUAAGAGAUCAUCGCGAAAAGGAGACUACGAUCAAAUAUGGCUGAUCAUGGAGCUAUGCGAGGGGGGACCAGUCAUGGAUCUUGUGAGGGGUCUCGGUGUCUCCGAGAAGAAAAUGCAGGAGGAGCAGAUCGCUUAUGUUCUCAAAGAAGUAGUCAAGGCCCUAGCUUAUCUCCACGAAAAUCGUGUAAUUCAUCGAGACGUCAGAGGUGACAACAUUCUUCUGUCAAAAGAGGGAGAAGUCAAGCUCGUUGACUUCGGUUUUUCAAGAAUGUUCAAAGGCGAAGCUGGUAAACGAAAUACAACAAUUGGAUCACCCUGCUGGAUGGCACCAGAAGUUGUCACUAGCCGAGGCGAUUCCGACGGUGGAUACACAGCAAGAUCCGAUGUCUGGUCCCUUGGAAUAACAGCUAUUGAACUGGCGGAUGGUAAAGCUCCCUUCCAGGACAUGCACCCAACGAGAGUCCUCUUUCAAAUCGUGAGAAAUCCACCACCAGGUCUCCACAGGCCUGUCAAUUGGUCCGAGAACUUCAACGAUUUUAUUGCCGAAUGCCUGGAGAAGAAUCCGGAGAAUAGGCCAGUCAUGGCCGAGAUGUUGAUGCAUCCCUUCCUCGCAGAACUACCCGAGAACGAUUAUCAUCUGACGCAGGAGCUGAAGGCCCUCUCCAUGGGUGUCAGGGAGAGGAGACAGGUACCACGACCUCCGGAGGUCAUGGUGAGAAAUGGAUUCCUCAAGAGGGACCAAGAGAGACCGGCCGAAGCCAUGUUGACGGAGGAUUUAGCUGCCCUGGAGGUCCUCACUGAGGACACAGUACUCGAUGAACUUCAGGAGAGACUUCGCAGGGGCCAUUUUCAAACAUUCGUUGGAGAUAUCCUAAUCAUUCUCAAUCCCAAUGAGAUUCAAGAUAUUUAUGGGAAUGACUACCAUGAAAAAUACAACUUCAAAUCACGAUCGGAGAACUCUCCCCACAUUUACUCAGUGGCAGAUAGUGCGUACCAGGACGUACUCCAUCACGAGGAGCCCCAGCACGUUCUCUUUGCUGGUGAAAGUCAUUCCGGGAAAACAACAAAUGCACUACAUCUUAUCAAACAUCUCAUGUACCUCGGCAAGAGCGCAACGGACAUUGGAGUGAGAGUUUUCAAAGCCAUUGACUUGAUUCACUCAUUCUCCCAUGCAGCAACACCACUAAAUAUCAAUUCAACACGAUGUGUUUUGCAAAUACAAACGACAUUUGGAUCAACUGGAAAAGCAUCGGGUGCUAUUUUCUGGUUGUAUCAGCUGGAGAAAUGGAGAGUAUCCACUAAAGACACAAAUAAAUCAAAUUUUCACGUUUUUUAUUACUUGUACGAUGGUAUUGAGGCUAAGGGGAGAUUGAAGAAGUACAAUUUACCCCGGGGUAGGCAGAUGAGGUACCUCAGGAUGAACGAUUCAAGCACGAGAAAUCGUUCAUUUAAAGUAAGAAAUGAUCCUCAGGGAAAUUCAUUAAAAUUUGAUGAGAUAGAGGAGACACUGAGACUCAUGGAAAUGGAUGAAUACACUGAUUUCAUUUGGUCUACACUGUCAGCCAUUUUACUCCUUGGGGAGGUGUCCUUUGCCGAGGGGAGUAAUGGGGAGGCUGAAGUGGAAAAUACUGAUCUCGCUUAUACCGUGGGGGGACACUUAGGGGCAGAUCCCAAAAAAUUCGUCUGGUGUCUCACCAACUACUGUAUUCUAAAGAAAGGAACUGCAGUACGUCGUAAACACACUUGCGAGGAAGCCAAAGAGGCUCGCGAUGUUCUAGCAAAUACUCUAUAUCAAAGAUUAGUCGAUUGGAUAAUUAAUACCAUCAACAUAAAAUUAGCUAUGACGAGAACACUCUUCGGGGAUAAAUACGUUGUUAGUGUUCUGGAUAUGUUCGGCUUCGAGUGCUUCUCUGUCAAUCGAUUUGAACAGCUGAUUGUGAAUACUAUGAACGAGCAAUUACAAUGUUAUUAUAAUCAGAGGGUAUUUGCAUGGGAAAUGCAAGAACAAGAAGAGGAGAAUAUUCCAGUCCAGCACUUUCAUUACUACGAUAAUCGCGAAGCAAUCGAACAACUCAUGGGAAAAAAUUCCGGAUUAUUCCUCUUAAUCGAUCACGCCUCACGCCAACAACAGGACACUCAGUACAUGAUUGAAAAAGUCAAGAGACACGCGAAGAGUGUUCACGUAAAAGCUGUGAGCUAUCAUGAAUUCACUAUUGCCCAUUACACUGGAAAAAUCACUUACGAUGCAACUGAAAUUGUCGAAAAGAACCGGGACUUCAUUCCCCCGGAGAUGAUCAACACUAUGAGACUAUCUUCCCACGAAAUCAUCAAGCAAUUGUUCACAAAUCAAUUGACAAAGUCUGGAAAUUUAACGGUUAUUAUUGAGGGGCCUAAAACAUCACAGAAGAGGGUGAAACCCAAGAGGGAGCUUUUGGGAUUGCCCGAGCCCUCGAGACUUAGGAGAUUCAAUACAGCAUCGAGAGGGCAAUUUUCUCAAACCCGAAAAAUGCGAACGUGUGCGGCAAUAUUUAAGUCAACGAGUUUGGAAAUUCUCAAGAACCUCUCUAUCGGCGGAGGUAGUGGAGGAACGCAUUUCGUGAGGUGUAUCAGGGCCGACCUAGAAGCAAAGCCUCGUGGAUUUCACCGAGAGAUAGUGAGACAACAAAUGAGAGCACUUGCUUUACUGGACACUGCCAAAGCUCGACAGAAAGGGUAUCCCCACCGGGUGCCAUUCCAAGAAUUCCUCCGAAGAUAUCAGUUUCUAGCUUUCGACUUCGACGAAAACGUGGAAAUAACCCGAGACAACUGUCGACUACUGCUGGUACGUCUGAAAAUGGAGGGUUGGGUUGUUGGUAAAACAAAAGUCUUCCUCAAAUACUACAACGAAGAGUACCUAGCCCGGCUAUACGAGAUUCAAGUCCGGAAGAUCAUAAAAAUUCAAGCAAUGCUUAGGUCUUUCCUGGCGAGAAAAAAAGCUAAUCGAGUGGCGAAUAAGAAAAAGGGAAAUGAAAAAGCUAAACUUCAGAAAAAGUUAAGUGUCUCCAACAUGUCGCAGGAAGAAGCAGCAACAAAAAUUCAAGCACGAUUUCGAGGUCAUCAAGCACGAAAGGAAACUGGACCUCUCCUGAAGGGUGACUUUGACGCUGAUACUAAAGAUUUCAUGGCUUACUACUUCAGAAAAUGGAGGACUAAGAGUGUCUUCCAGGUCCUUCUUCGAUACCGAGCAGUUCGCUACCAAGACCUGGUGCAACUCUCACAACAGGUGCACCUAUUCAAUCAGGCAUUGAAUUCAUCGAUCCAUAAAUCAAACUUAAAGGUGCCAUCAGGGAGAAUCGAUCCCAAUGUGACUGUCGAUUCAUUUCUAGAGAAACGAAUGCCCCAGGUACACAAACUACCCUUCGAUCUGAGCCAGGAAUUCCCCAUGUUCGACACAACCUACAUGAACGAGCCCUCCACCUCCAGAAGGCACCGGGGUAAUUCCCUGUGCUCCUCAUUAUCCGACGAGGAUAUGCACGAGAAUUGGGACGCACCUCUCAGGCGACAAACCGUCCCCUGGUUCGCAAAUACAAACAAGAGAGAUGUUGAAGUGCAAACAACCAACUCCCCGCAUAGAUCACCAAGGGCUCCCGUCAACAGUGGACAGAGUAUCAUUAAUACUCCUUAUUCAAGGGAUCCCCGAGUACCUGUUCAAUUACCACCUGAACCUGCCCCACCCAAGAUCACCUCGACUGUGAAUAGCAGGGGAAAUUUCAUGGGACCAACUGGACCAACUGCUGGAAGCUAUCUAUCUCGCUCAAAUAAUUAUAUGAAAAAUAAUACCGAAACGGUGAGGUCCAAGAAAAAAACCCCACCUCCACCGAUUCCACAAAUACAAAAUAGAAAUUGGGGAGAUAACGAGGGAUCGAAUCGAAGGGGAAGUGCUGACGAGCUAGAUUUCGAUAGAAAUCGAAAUAUGGCUAGUACUAAUAGGGCGAAUCCGAUUAAUGAAUUGAAGUCUAUUGGACGUAGAAAUAGCAAUAAUAAUGAUUUUGAUGAGGAGCCUCCCUUUAAUUUCCAGGCAAUGCUUCGAAAAACUCCUCAUCAACGUGAAUCCAUGAAACGUACCCCUAUAUACGACAGCUAUCGACCACCCCCACCAUCAUAUGACCCACCCUCUCUACCAAAACCAUUGAAACAAGUGCGGGAAAAUGAAUUUAGCUAUAAAGCCAGUAAUGAUCCUGAUGCUGUGACAGUUUAUCGUAGUGGAAGUAAUGUUGAGUCUCCAGAGUGGAGUCCCAACGAGAUGGUGAGAAUGUCAGAGGAAUAUGGACGUGAGGGGGCCUGGGGAGGUGACGAGGCCGAGGAUAAAGCUAUUCCGAGCACUUCUAUUAUGGAAUCAGGUAAAAAAACUCAGCGAAUUGAUGCACCAACGACUGUUAUUGGACCUGAUGGACUAUCUCGUGUCGAAAUUGCACCGGGUAUUAUUGUGGAGGGUUAUUGCAAGGAUUUUUAAGCUCAGAAAUUAUGAAAAAAUCAUAAUAUUACAUGAUAAAUAAUUAUUAGCGCUUUGCGAAGGCGCUGCGAAAACGUUUCCGUAAAAAAACGAUGAGAAUAACGAAGUACCGAUUUUUUAGUAAUUAAUUAUAAUAAAAAAAUAUGAGGAAGAGCAGAAUAAAAACCGCAAAUGGAUAAAAUCCAUAAAUUAUCGUAAAAAAAAUAAUGUUAAUAAGCGCAUAUAAAUUCGUGAACAAUCACAGAUUAUUCAACGAAUAAAAUAAAUAAAUCCAAGUCAUAGGACUUGUUAAAUUAU
Diachasmimorpha longicaudata is the source of this 5505-nucleotide messenger RNA. RefSeq names its product neither inactivation nor afterpotential protein C (gene ninaC). The coding region runs from base 223 to 5208 and encodes 1661 amino acids. The transcript is spliced from 16 exons. Gene Ontology annotation, molecular function: protein serine/threonine kinase activity; protein binding; ATP binding. Gene Ontology annotation, cellular component: myosin complex. The record is from RefSeq and is a predicted model, not a curated record. NCBI's taxonomy places the organism in Eukaryota, Metazoa, Arthropoda, Insecta, Hymenoptera, Braconidae. Gene Ontology annotation, biological process: regulation of actin filament length; peptidyl-serine phosphorylation.